Messenger RNA from Anopheles cruzii, 6948 nucleotides. RefSeq lists its product as uncharacterized. Lineage: Eukaryota; Metazoa; Arthropoda; Insecta; Diptera; Culicidae. The record is from RefSeq and is a predicted model, not a curated record. Gene Ontology annotation, molecular function: protein binding. The transcript is spliced from 14 exons. Gene Ontology annotation, biological process: signal transduction. Bases 1 to 6948 code for a protein of 2315 amino acids.
AUGGCCACGGGAAUGGUUAGUGGGCUGCGGAUCGUAGUGCUGCACCGGCACAAUGGCGAUUUUGGGUUCACUUUGCGCCACUUCAUCGUCUAUCCGCCCGACUCCGUAACGAGCUCCGCCGCCGCUGCCGCCUCCGCCGGCCCGAUCCCGGGAGUCGGGAUGCUGAACUUCGUGCACCCGAUGGACACGGUGUUCGUGAAGAAGGUUCACCCGAACAGUCCCGCCUACCUGGCCGGGCUGCAGGAGGGUGACCGGUUGCUAGCGGUCAACGGUGUCCCGGUGACCGCCAUGCCGUACUCGCACGUGGUGGCCACCAUACAGCAGACUCCGAAAACGCUCACCCUGCAGGUGGUGCCGAAGAACUUCGACAUACUACAAACGUUCUUCAGCGAAACUGCUCACAAUCCGGAAACGAAUCAACGGCGGCCGCCGCAACCGCAGACCUUCGCGCCGAAGGUGCUGGUGCCGAUACCGAGGCCCCCGUUCGUGCCGCUCACCGUCGAGGGCGUGCAGGAGAAGCAGGAAUCGCUGUACAGCACACUGCAGGAGAUCGUGACGGAGAAUGGCAAAGGUGUCGGGGGCGCACUCGACCCGGGAGCGCCCAAGCAGCAGCUGCCGGCCAUUUACGCGGAUGUACCGAAGCCGCUCGUGACCGUGCUCCAUCAGCAGCAGCUGCAGCCACCGUACCGCUACCUGCAGAAACAGCAGCAGCAUCCGUACCCAGCGGGCCCGGCGGGGCAAAGCAAGGAGGACAACGCAAUCAUGUCGCGGUUACGCCGAAGCCUCGAGCAGAAGGAAGAAUUUUUGCGUCGUCCCCUGAUGCCGCCGCCACCGCCGGUGCAGCAGGGCGGUGCUGGCGGUGGUGGGGUGAUCAAGGGGGCGAACCGGAAUUCGAUGUCCCCGCCCGGUGGCGGCCCCGAUCGGGACGUGUUGCAGCGCGAGUUCUACGGGCGACCGAACCGGCUGCAGAAGUCCGUCUGGCCACCGGCCGUUUCACCAACACCGUUGCCGCCCACGUCACCAUCGGUCACGGCCGCACCAUACGAUGUAUACGCUCCUCCGGCUCCCGCGAAGGGGGCCACGUUUGCCGGUCCCUCGCACGCGUCCAAUCUGUCCGCCAUCCGCGAGCUCUUCUUUACGGGUGACGUACGGAGCGGCGCACCGGGCAGUGAGGCGCCACCGGUGGGCGACGAAUCGUUCGGGGGACCACCGGGGGCCAGCGGCGUGCCGCUGUCACCGUACAGUAUGCACGUCGUCUCCGAGAAGGCGAAACUCUUCGAGUCCGGGCGGCCCCUCUCGCCGGAGGGCAUCGAUCGGAUGGAUCUGUACAAAAGCGAAAUUAGCCGGAUCAACACGAAACAGGUGGCCCCGAAUGUGGCCGUGCGGAGGCGAGAGUUCGAGCUGAAGGCCGAAGGUACGACCGGCUGGGGUAAACCGACCGCUGACGACCGGACUUCGUCGUCGGUGUGCUCCGAUUCCGACUCACAGCGGACACCGGUCCGGGUGCAAUCGCUGUCGGACGAAAUGAACCCAUCGCCGCAGGAAGCGAUCGAUAAGUUCCCGACUACCGAAGCGAACGAUGUCCUAGCACCGGUAGCGCCGCUGCGCCUGCACCGGGCGCACCGCGCCGAGGACGCCUCACACCGAAAUGCGAUCUGCAGCUCGACAGCGUUUUGGUUGCAAGGGCCCGGUCCCCUGGCACUGUGGCCCGAGCCGCUGACGGCAGCGGCGGCGGUUCACCGAGUGCGCCCCGCGCUGCCGGAGGCGACGGGCGUGGAGCAGAGCAAGCUCAAGCUGAUGCACCGGAAUCACACGAUCGUCGAGGUGGUUGGAGCCCACUACGAGCCACGCUUGCCACUGCAUGCCUCUAGCCAUGCCGAUGCCGCAAGUGCUGCAUCAGAUCUCGCCGCUGCCGCUACCGCUGCUCCUGCUGAUCAUUGCCACGGUUCACCGCCACUAGCGCCCCGCGUAACCUCCUUUCCCUCGUCAAAGGACCCCUCGUCGGCGAUGGGGCGCAGCUUGUUGCAUGUGUUCAGCACAGAAGACCAACGCUGGCAGGCGGCUGAUAGUGCUGCUGCUGCCGCUGCUCCAGGAUCGCACCAUCAACCAAACGGCUUCUAUGCUGGCCCAGCCGUCCGCAUGACGACGCUCGAAGUUUCCACAGAUGGGCCCGGAUCAGCGUCGCCGUCGCCGGUUGUGCUGCGCCAGAAGCAACACCACGGGCACCACGGGCAGCUGCACGAGGACGACGAACGCAAAAUGCGCCGGAUAUCGUACCUGCGCGCCACCGCCAGCGACAACCUGUUCCAGCUGAUGGACGCGGAAGCAGUCGCGGAAGCGGACACCGGUGAUCGAUCACCGGUGAUCGAUGUGCUGGGCAUGGAUCCGCCGGCUAGCGCACCGAUGGAGGUGUUGGUGACCACCGAACACGAUGAGCAUCCGAUGUUGCCACCACCGGUGCAGACGCUGACGGUCACGGCACCAUCCCUUACCGGUUCGCAGCCACCGACACAGCUGAAAAGUCUCAGCAGUGCCUUCCGCCCGUGGCGUAGGCCACACUUUACGAACGACAUCCAGCCGCUGCGGCGCCUUUUCGAUAGCGAUUCGGGCGAUACGGCUCCCACCACGGUACCGGUACCGGUGUCAGCUUCACUAGCGGAUCCGAUGUCCCCAACGGUCGUCGCCAAACCGUCGCUACCGGUGCCCCCAUUAUCGUACGCACUGGAGGGCCGCCCGGCUCCGGGUGGUGGGAUGCGCCCAGUCGGGUCCGCCUCCAGCCUGGGCAGCCUGCACGUCGUCACGAUGACGAUGCCCGGGGGCCAGGUCAUGAGAAACUACUUCUUCGCCCCAAGCCACGGUGCCAAGUCGAAAGCUUUGUCGCACUUCCGGGACGAGCCGGCGGACGCUUCCGAGCCGCUGCUGCGGGCGGGCGAACUCCACGUGAAGGUGACGGUGAUCGACGGCAAGCGGUCGGUGGAUCGCACCUGGCGCCACGUGCACGCCGAGCUGCGCGGAACCCGCCUCAAGCUGUUGCUGGUCCGCGAAGGCAAAUCCUCGCUGCUGAGCCCGGACCCGUGCGGUACGAUCGAUCUGACGAACUUCCACGUAUCGGAGGGCGGCAAGCAAACGAAGCGGAAGAAUGUGAUUCGCCUGGCGACGCCGUUCGGAUCGUACUGCCCGUUGGAAGGGGCGGCCGCUACCGCCACCGCCACCGCCAUCGGUUUGCCGACCCAACCGCAGCAGCACCGUUAUGUUGUUGAAGCCCAGCCGUCGUCCGGGCUGGCCGGACUGGCACCGAGUGACAUCGGCGCAGCCGGAGCAGGCGGCGGUGAAGCAGCGGCAGGUGGCAGCGGCUCCGCACCAACACCGGAGCGCGAGAUACUGCUGCAGGCGGACAGCUCGACCGAGGUGGCGCAGUGGAUGGAGCUACUGCGGAGCGUUUGCAGCGGCGGCAAAGGAAGUGGUGGUGGCACCAGCGCUCCACUUCGCAAUCCGGACUGCCCGACGAAGAGCGUGGGCGGCCAGCAGGCGGAACCGCAGCGUGUUGCGGCUCAAACCAGCGUACAGGUGCAGAGCGUGCCGACGACGGGCGACGGUGGCGGCGAGUACUCGCCGAUUCUGCCGACGAAACCGAACCGAAAGUACGCGCUCGGAGCCCGCUCACCGUCCGGCCAGUCGCCGGUCACCAAGAGCCGCAAGACGCCGACUCACGCCGGCGCGGAAACAACCGGAACCGAGUUGGACCCGCUGCAGCUCGGUGGUGGCGGAGGCUCGGACCGGGAGAACGGAUCGCCCAAGUCGAAGACGUGGAAGGGCAUCGUCGCUCGCCAGUUCCGCAAGAUGCAAGGCCAACCGGCGGCGCCCUGUGGUGGGCAGCAUCAUUCACAGCACCACCCGCACCACCAAGGGUCGCACCACCCCCACCACCACCAUUAUCAGCAGCAGCAGCAGCAGCAGGAGCUGACGGGCCCUGGGCUGGCGGGCGGGCCGUCGAUCAAUGUGCCACUGCCGAUGUGCCCGAUGUCGGAGGAGCUCCCGUUCGUGCCGCUCGUGCUGGCCAAGUGUACGGCGAUCGUGGAAUCGAAGGGCCUGGCGGUGGUGGGCAUCUACCGCAUCCCGGGCAACACGGCCGCGAUCACGCACCUCACGGAAACGGUGAACCGCGGGUUGGACGAGGUCACGCUGCAGGACCCCCGUUGGGAGGACGUGAACGUCGUGUCGUCGCUGCUGAAGUCGUUCAUCCGCAACCUCCCGGAACCGCUGCUACCGAACGCACUGUACGGUGGGUUCAUCGGGGCCGACAAGCUCGGUGGCCAGAAGCGGCUGAUCGAGCUGCGGGCGCUGCUCCGGCGCAUACCGGUGCUCAACUACGACACGCUCAAGCACCUGAUGCGCCACCUGCACCGCGUCAGCACGCACAGCGAGAUCAACCUGAUGGAUCCGCGCAACCUGGCCAUCGUGUUCGGUCCGUCCGUUGUGCGCUCGGCGAACGAGUCGCUCGAAACCGCCGUCAAGGAUAUGCGCCACCAGUGCCAGAUCGUCGAAGUGCUGAUCAACUACUAUCAAUACUUCUUCGAGGACGCACCGCUGCCGGCGAUGGACGAGAAGAUGAUCAGUGCUUGCGCCGUCGAGUCGGCGAUGGAUGUACCCCCCACGACCACGCUGCUGCUGGACAAUGUGUCGAAACUGGAACCGUUCAGGGACUCGUCGUCGUCGGCCAAGGAUAACAACGCUGGGUUCGUGGCCAACAUUGUUCAGGCGGCCAACCGGAAGAUUCGUCGCACCGCACAGCGCAAGAGCGUCCUAUCCUCGACGACGCCCGACACACUGUCGCUCGACAGCACGACGUCGGCCGAAUCGAAGGAGCAAUCGCUGCGCACCAUCACCCGUAGCCGGUACAUGGAUAUCACUAGCGGCGGCGGUGUUGGUGUUGCUGGUGGUGGUGGUGGCCCCAGGGCGGUGGUGGCGGUUUCGACGGUCGCUGUUGUGGAUGGCGGGACUCUGAGCGUGCUUCCUACAAGCAUGGCGGCUCCCCACCGGCCGACGGCGGCCACGGUAUCUGGUGGCGGCCGCGGCAGCCUAACCGAAGACAGUGUCACGGUGGCGCACACCACCGCUGGUGGUGGCGGCGUCGUCGGCGGCGGCCGAGCCAUGGCCGAGGAAAGCUUGCUGCAGUUGCACCACCAUCACCAUCAUCAUCAUCACUAUUACCAUAGCAAUCGGCACCACAGCGCCCAAAGCAACGACGAUGCGUCCUCACUGCUGAACCGCUCGUCCGAGGACGACUCGAAUGACAGUGCGUUCGCCGACAAUGGCUCGAUGUCCCUGAAGACGGUGACGAUCGCGCUGGACAACAAGCUGCGUUCGCUGCGCAACACCUCGAUUAACAGCUCGGACGCGGACGCCGUGCUCGAGAGCGAUGGGGAGCUGAGUAGCGGUUGCUCCGCCUCGCUGACGGCACCGUCGAGCAAUGGGCAACAGCGUCGCCACUCGCUGCACCAGAAGUACCACAUCAGCCUUAGCGCACGCCCGCUCACGCUGGGCGGCGAGAACAUACCGUACGCGGACGAGUCACCCGAACGGCGGCCACCGAACCAGGGGCGCGCGAAAUCCGUCCCCGAAGCACCGGUGCCGGAUCUAGAGGCCACCGACGAAAGCGACACGACAACGACGACGAAACCGCACUGCACGGAAAGCAAACCCAAAAGGAGCAACGAUAAAGAUAACAAUGGUAACAGCACGGCUUCUACUAUCACUACUAAUACUACUGACAGCAGCAGCAGCAGCAGCAGCAACAGCAGUCCAGGUGCUGGCCAGAGUGGCGCCACGACCGGCGAUAACAAUAACGGGGACAACGGUACGGCCAAGCACGGCCAGCCACUUUCGACCGUGAAAAAGACAACCGUUUCGCAUCCUUACCGGCCGAUCGACAGCGCCAGCGACGCUUCGAGCAACAACUCGAGCACCAACGUCAGCUGCCUAACGCUGGUGAACGAGGUGAGCGUCGCCGCCGAACGGGGCGAGGACGUGGACGGGUCAGCGGCACACGACGCCAAGAAAUUGCUACACCCGGAGACGCUCGGACUCAGCUCGGACGAGACGGACUCGUCGACCACGAGCAACCAGUGCGAGAAGCGGACGGCGGCAGCAGCGGCCCCGAUCGCCGCUCCGUACCGCAUCGACACGGAGGUGCUGAAGAAGAUGAACCGCAUCCUGACGCAGCUGGAGCGCAAGGCGAACAAUCUGGAGCGCAAGUUCAACCUGAAUCGCUCGCUGUCGCUGAACUACAAGACGACGAAGGCGGUGGACUGUUGCUGCGGCCACCACGAUGCGGGUCCGAUGCUGGCGGCCCCGAUGCUACCACAACCGCACUGCUUCCAACAGCAGCUCAGCAUGCCAGCGGCCGGCGGGCCCGCCUGUCACGGUAGCACCGGGUGUAUGUUCGCCGGCGGCGGUGGUCCGCCGCUGAGCCUGCGGUCACGCCUGUCGCUGACGAAGGACGAGAAGACGGACAAAAACAUCAACCGACGGCGCCAGAUUCACGACAUACACACCACCACCGGCAGCAGCAGUGGCGGUUUGGGUUGCGUCGUGACUGCCACCGCUGCCAGCAGCAGCAACGGCAGCAGUGCCACCAGCGGAGGCAGCAGCAGCAGUGGCGGUAGUAGCAGCAGCAGCAGCAGCAGCAGCAGUAACAGCAGCUACGGAGAGCCCGCUACAGUGGGGCCACUCUCACCGGUGCAUCCGGUGGUUGCCGGUGGUCCGGGAGUAGCCGCCGGUAGCCGGCACCGGCGGCACGGAAGCCGAUCGAUACGGCGGCGCCAUACGGUGGGCGGUACGCACGAUUAUUUGUCGAACAAGAUGCACCACCCCGGUAACCAGCAUCACCAUCAUCACCACCACCAUCAAAUGGGCCCCCCGGACUGCUGUCCGGUGCCACGCAAUUAA